CGCCCCAUUGCCAUCACUAGCCCCGGUCGACACACUAAUUCCUUUCUUUUUGCUCUACGAGACCAGCUAUCGUUGCUCCAGCUAUCGUGGCCGGCCGAAGGAUCCAACACCGCAGAACCGCAAACGAUUUCUCCAAACUCCGACGACCUGAUCGGAGAGAGACAGACGCAGAUUAGGAAGAAAGGUGAAUUGGAAGAAAAAUGCUUCUGAAGCAGCCUCUGUGGAGCUCGGGAUUGAAGGAUAGCACGAAGGAAGGAGAAGACCCGGCCGAAUCGAACCAACAAACCACAACUUCAUCUUCUUCGUCGGCGUCGGCGUCGGCCACCGCGGUGGAGGAGCUUGUAAAUUCGUUAACAAAGCAGAGAUUGUACCGGGAGGUAACUCUCGCCCUCAGGUCAAAUCUCCGAGACGCUCGCGCCGAGUUCUCUUUCCUCCGCCUUCGUGGCCUCCGCUCCAUCCUCAACUUCCUCAGAUCCGUUUCCCUCUCCGAUUCCACCAUCUCCCUCUACUCGCUCACUCAAUCCAUCCCUGACCUUCAAGUCGUUCCGGUGCUCUUCCAGCAUUCUCUGAAAGAUUCCGACGAAGAUACGGUGGUAGAGAGCUUGGAUCAUGUUUUGGGCGUUGAGCCAAUGCGGAUCACGAGUCCUUCCACGGAUGCAGAAGUGGCGCUCGCUCUCCGAGUUUUGGAAGGCUGUUGCCUGCUCCAUAGGGAGAGCACGAUCUUGGCGCAUCACCACAAGGCGAUUCAGGUUUUGAUGCAUAUAUUAUCUACUAGAGGUGUGCUGGAACAAGGUGCCUGCUUGGAUGCGCUGGUCGCCAUCAUGUUGGACUCCUCUCCUAAUCAAAUGGAUUUUGAGGACUGCAAUGGCAUUGAGGAAGUGGCGAUGCUCAUCAGGGACAAGCAAGUAGACGAAAAUCUAAGGUUGAAAUGUGGUGAGUUUUUGCUUCUGCUUAUCGGCCACGUGAAUGGGAGGCAAGGGUCUCCCAUGGCUUCUGUGCACGAGGACAUAAGGCGACUGCUCGGUGAGAAAUCAGCAUCUCUGAUAUGGGCAGCCAGUCAAUUUGGGUCAACCCUUGGGCCAGAGCAGAGGUUAACCGCUCUCCAGAUCCAGGCUCGGAGGGUGCUGGAGUCCCUAGAUCUUUACUAAACCCAGUAGGCCACCACAUCUAUUUUGCCGCCCUUCUAAGCUAUCAACUGGAACAAAACGUGCUACUACACUGGAAUGCUUGUUGAGAAGGGGUGUGUCUUGACUUGAGGAGAGUCUGUGAUCUGUAGUCUUCUCUCACCUCGUGUUGUGGCUUCAGGGAGAAGAUUUUGAAGACGAGGCCCCAGCUUUUGCAUAUGCUGGGAAGGAAAUCACUGGAAAUUGCAACUUUGUUAUACAUGUUAUUGUGCUUGCUUGUCUGCUGUGAACAAAUGUCAUAAUCUAGCAUUCUAAACCUACAGGAAAAGCAAGUUACAAUCUGGAUUGUGCAAUUUCGAUGCCUGGGCACAAAGACUUUGUCGCAUCCAGCAAAAGGAUUGAAACCCACAUUAUGCUAGUUACACUUUUAUCCUGUAAUUAAGGUUUGGUUUGGAGAUUGUUUAAAUGGAUGCAUUCUAUGAAUUUAUGUAUUUUACUUAUGUAAUUGUUUAAAUAAAUACAUUUGACAAAUAUUUGGAAGAC
Messenger RNA from Linum tenue, 1667 nucleotides. The record is from the annotation of a GenBank genome assembly. NCBI's taxonomy places the organism in Eukaryota, Viridiplantae, Streptophyta, Magnoliopsida, Malpighiales, Linaceae.